Acipenser ruthenus (sterlet) is the source of this 2399-nucleotide messenger RNA. RefSeq names its product zinc finger protein ZFP2-like. The record is from RefSeq and is a predicted model, not a curated record. The transcript has 2 exons. Gene Ontology annotation, biological process: regulation of transcription by RNA polymerase II. Gene Ontology annotation, molecular function: RNA polymerase II cis-regulatory region sequence-specific DNA binding; DNA-binding transcription activator activity, RNA polymerase II-specific. The coding region runs from base 287 to 2182 and encodes 631 amino acids. Gene Ontology annotation, cellular component: nucleus. NCBI's taxonomy places the organism in Eukaryota, Metazoa, Chordata, Actinopteri, Acipenseriformes, Acipenseridae.
GGAGACGGCGUUUCUGUACAAGCUGCGUGUGACGUCAGACAGACAGCAGGCACUAGCAGCCGGCACGGCACGCUGUGGGAUACGAGAACUCAACCCUUGUGUCUGGGUGGAGAAACAUGGCUACCGCAGUUGAGAGCUGAACUCGUUCACCUGCUGUGCUUAGUGUGAUCAACAACAGCGAGUGUUCAAGACGAUUGCUGGUAGUAUUGUAUAGAUACGUGGACUGAGUGUUUUAACCUUUAAAUAAAAGACAGUUCACCAGAGUAUAAGAGAAGGCUGUGUGUUUAUGAGACGCGUCUGUGAAAUGAAAGAAGAGAUGGAUAUCUGCGCAUCCUCCGCGUCUCUCCUUGAGGAAGAACUCGCCUCUGCUAUCGAGCCUGCAGUGAAAGCGGCUGUGCUGAGCGUCAUGUCUGCGUUAGCAAAGUUCGUGGACAGUAAAUGUGCAGUUUUCAAUCUCAGACUGGACGAAAGAGACCAAGAAUUCGAAAGCGUGAGAUUGCGAUUGGAAAUAGCGGAGAGCGAUUUGAAAGCAAUGCGAGACGGAGAAUACAUGAACACUGCCGAGAAAAACUUCACCCAAUCUCUCACAAACACUGAAACACAAUACCACGGGAGCGACAGUAUUAUUGCUCAGGGGCUGCCGGCGCGGGAUUUCUCCACUCUUCCAGUUCAGCCAGUCAGGGAUCCGGUGCCUGCAGUCCACACCGCACUGAAAAACUCCCGUGUUUUAAUCCAGGAGGAUGGAAGCUAUUCCGAGCAGGACCUGCUGAUGCGAGGUGAUGACUCUGAACAGAGAGACCACACAAGCACAGCGGGGUGGAGAAGAGCACUGAAAGGUCCUGCAGAGAGAAAUGCUCUCCCUCAUGCUGAGGAAGAGUCGAUGGCAGAAUCAGUUCCCAUUCAAGAGGAGUUCUUUGACCAGGAAUGGUGCAGGAGUCUAAAGCAGGCUACAGAGCUGGCAUCUAUUGAAGGGGAGGAGGAGAAACCUGCACUAGAUCCUGUCCACAUUAAUGAAGAGAUCCCUGGAAUUGAACCGGUCAUCAUUAAAGAGGAGGUUCUUGAACGUGAGUGUGACCCCAUUGAAGAGGGGGGUUCUGACCACUUUGAAAGACGACAGCAAAUUCACACAGGAGAGAAACUGCAUCUCUGUACUGUUUGUGGGAAGAGUCUCAGUACAUCAACAGAGCUGAAAAGACACCACCGAAUUCACACAGGAGAAAGACCGUACUGCUGCACUGAAUGUGGAAAGAGUUUCAAUACCUCUACAGAACUGAAAAGACACCGUCGCUUUCACACAGGAGAGAAGUUACACCAUCUUAAAACACACCAGCAAAUUCACUAUGGAAAGAAACUGUAUCACUGUAGUGGAUGUGAGAAGAGUUUCACUCAGUUAGGAACCCUGACAUUGCAUCAGCAAACUCACACAGGAGGGAAGCUGUAUCACUGCACUGACUGUGCAAAGGAUUUCAAUACAGCAGGAGAGCUGAAAAUACACCAGAGAUCUCACACAGGAGAGAAACCGUAUCGCUGCACCGAGUGUGAGAAGAGUUUCAAACAACUAUCCCACCUUAAAGCCCACCAGCGAAUUCACACAGGAGAAAGACCGUACUGCUGCACUGAAUGUGAUAAGAGUUUCACUACCUCUACAGAUCUAAAAAGACACUGUCGCAUUCACACAGGAGAGAAGCCGUAUUCCUGCACUCAGUGUGAGAAGAGUUUCAAACAGUUACACCAUCUUAAAUCACACCAGCGAAUUCACUAUGGAAAGAAGCUGUAUCACUGUAGCGAAUGUGAGAACAGUUUCUCUCAGUUAGGAACCCUGACAUUGCAUGAGCGACUUCACACAGGAGGGAAGCUAUAUACAGCAGCAGAGCUCAAAAUACACCAGCGAUCUCACACAGGAGAGAAACCGUAUCGCUGCACUGAGUGUGAGAAGAGUUUCAAGCAACUAUCCCACCUUAAAGCCCACCAGCGAAUUCACACAGGAGAGAAACAGUAUCAUUGUGAUGACUGUGAGAAGAGUUUCAUUGUGUCUGCAGACCUGAAGAGACACCAGCGAAUUCACACAGGAGAGAAGCCGUAUAGCUGUGAUCACUGUGGGAAGAGAUUCAAUCGGGCAGAAAAUCUGAUGUCACACCUUCAGGUUCAUUCUGGGGAGCAGUCGACUCACUGCGCUCAAUAAGAGAGAUUUUAUUUUCCACUCCCAGUUGUAAAAGCACACAGUAUCCAGACACUUCACUAGGAACAGUAGCACUGUGCCUCCAUCACAAGAUGACUCAGUCUAGUAUAAGCGGAGAGUAUAUAAGACCCUGAGAUGCAACUGGACUUUUUGAUCCCUUUGUCAAAAUGAUUUUGUCUUCUGAUCCUUGAUUGUCUGAGUUAUUAAAAUGUAAAUCCUG